AUGGCACACUGUAAUACCAAAAUUGGGUUGAACUAUUUUGGCCUGAUUGAUGUAUCUGAUUGCCCUGUCUCUGCUGUCACCAUCUGCUGUCUGUAUGCUGCUCCUGCUCUGUCAACUACUGUGGCUGCUGCUCCACCACCACUGCCACUGCUCACCACUGUCUCUCUGUCUCUCUCUGGUACUGUCAGGGUCUCUGUCUGUCAAAUGAUGAAUAUUAGAGCCUCUGUUCAGUUCACAAAGCUGGUUCUGGAGAAGCAGAAGAAGAAAAAGGAGAAGAAAAAGAAAAAGAAGAAGAAGAAGAAGUAA
Molecule: messenger RNA, 306 nt
Organism: Coccidioides immitis RS
Lineage: Eukaryota; Fungi; Ascomycota; Eurotiomycetes; Onygenales; Onygenaceae
Exons: 2
Coding region: 1-306 (101 amino acids)
Source: RefSeq, a predicted model, not a curated record